This is a messenger RNA of Motacilla alba alba, 2290 nucleotides long. It is a transcript of the gene TRMT10A, whose product is annotated as tRNA methyltransferase 10A. The transcript has 8 exons. The record is from RefSeq and is a predicted model, not a curated record. Gene Ontology annotation, cellular component: nucleus; cytosol; nucleoplasm. Lineage: Eukaryota; Metazoa; Chordata; Aves; Passeriformes; Motacillidae. The coding region runs from base 394 to 1401 and encodes 335 amino acids. Gene Ontology annotation, molecular function: tRNA binding. Gene Ontology annotation, biological process: tRNA N1-guanine methylation.
GGGCGGGGGGGAACAUGGCGGCCCCCGGGGGCCCUCGGCGCGGCCCCGCACCGCGCCCGGCCCUCUGCUGUCAGGAGGGGCGUAUGGCGUGUCCGUGUACAGAUACACGUGUGCUUGCGUGUGUGUGUGUGUGUGUGUAUAUAUAUGUGUGUGCGCGCCUGUAUACACGCACACAGGUGUGCGCGCAGGGCUCGGUGUGUGAACGCCCUCAGACAGGGAAAUCGGGAUGUAACAGCAAAACCUCCUCUGGUUCCUGGUGCCCCGUGUGUUUCCUGGCUCUGCUGUCGCUGCAGGAAGCAGGGGGUUGCUGUUUCCUGCCUGUUGGAGAUGCAGUGUUCUCCGGUGAAGUUGUCCUCGGGGAAUUAGAACUGGUGAGCAGAAGACUUGCUUUUAAUGAAAUAUCCAGCAUGCGCUGAGAAACAAGUCAGAAAACCCAGCCUAAAGCUAAUGUCGUCUGAAACACCCACAGACAGUCCAGAGGUGCCAAUGGAAAAUACCCCGUUCCCUGAAGUUCCUGAUGUGGAAGGAAAGGCGAAGUCAAAUGACAAUCCAGUAGAGAGAUUGGAGGCAGGCUCAGGCAAGGAAGAAUGCCUUGAAUCCAUGUCCAAGAGGCAAAGGAAGAAGCUGUUGAAGCAGAAGCAGUGGGAAGAACAGAAAGAUCUACGGAGGCAGAAACGAAAAGAAAAACGCCAGAAGAGAAAACUAGAACGUCAGUCAAAAUUGGAUUCCAGUAGUGAGGGGAAUGACAGAAAGUGCAUGCGCAGGGAAGUUGUUCCUAGCACACUUCGCCUUGUCGUGGACUGCAGCUUUGAUGACCUGAUGGUGUUAAAGGAUGUGAAGAAGCUUCACAAGCAGAUUCAGAGAUGUUACGCAGAAAACCGCAAGGCAUUUCAUCCUGUGCAGUUUUACUUGACCAGCCAUGGGGGACAGUUGAAGACCAACAUGAACGAAAAUGACAAAGGAUGGGUGAAUUGGAAGGAUAUCCAAAUUAGGACAGAGCACUAUACUGAGCUAAUAAAGAAAGAAGACCUAGUAUAUCUUACCUCAGAUUCCCCAGAUGUUCUCAGAGAGCUUGAUGAGAAGAAAGCCUAUGUGAUUGGAGGACUGGUGGAUCACAAUCACCACAAGGGAAUUACUUACAGAAAAGCUGUAGAGCAGGGAAUUGGUCACGCCCAGCUACCACUUGGAAACUUUGUUAAAAUGAACAGUCGGAAAGUGUUAGCUGUCAAUCAUGUGUUUGAGAUCAUCCUUGCAUACCUGGAGAAGAGAGACUGGAAGGAGGCCUUUUUCAGUGUCCUGCCACAGAGGAAAGGGGCUGUUCCUUUGGGAGAAACCAAUGAUUCAUCCAAACAUGCUCUGUCUGGAAAAGAAGAUGAAGACAAUGACUCGGACAGCAACUAGGCUUCAGAAUUGGAUGAUGGGAAAGAUGAGACAUGCAGUUUGUGGAAUAAAACUGGGACAUGAAGUAGUUUUACUUCAAAGACCAUCUACAGUCCUUGCAAUGCUGAAUUGUCUCGGUGCUCGGUGGUACCAGAGCUGUUUCUGUGCAUGAAGGGUUACGUUAACUGCAGGUUUUUACCCUGAAACUUCAAUAUAAUAGCUUUUUAAAAAGAGAAGAAAAAAAAGUAAUGGAAAAUGCACCAUUUAUUUUUUCCCAGGGAAGCUGUUUAAUUUAAUUUUUUAAAUAUUAUUUUUUAAAUAUUAUUUUUUAUACAUACCAAGUUGGAUGUAAAUGCAUAACACUCAUUAGUAGUUAAUAUUUUAAUGUAUACAGUCUUGUCUCCAUUUCUCUUCAAAAGUUUUCUUAAAAGCAAUGAAUGACAAGGGCUUCUUUGGUUCCAAAACCUGUGCCACUAGUGCCUGCUGGAAAGUGCGCAUGAACACUCAAAACAAAAAUUCUGAUUUUCUUGAGCAUCUCAACAGACAAUCACAAGCAACUGAACUGCCUGAUUUAUAUAUUGUGUUUAGUUAGCUGGGGUCAGUAGGUGAAAUAUGAAUGUGGGGUUAAGCCAGUGCUUUAUACUUGAGGCUUGAGAGGGAUGGGUGUUAGCACUGGUGCAAAUCAUGUGCCUUGGUAGGCACAUGGUGCACACUGAGGUGACUCAAUCACUUUUGAUUAUUUCUUCAUAUUCUCAGCAAAAUUUAUCACAUAGCCUCAGAAUAACACCAGGAGAGAGGAAUUCUUCCUUACAGGUCACUCAGAUUCAGUAUUACUGUGUAAUCACAGGAUCCUGUAUGUAUUGUAUUGCCUAUCAAAUAUUUUUCCUUUAAAAAAAAAGUCACAAUCUUA